Apus apus (common swift) is the source of this 4238-nucleotide messenger RNA. It is a transcript of the gene FAM107A, whose product is annotated as family with sequence similarity 107 member A. Gene Ontology annotation, biological process: regulation of actin cytoskeleton organization; actin filament polymerization; actin filament bundle assembly. NCBI's taxonomy places the organism in Eukaryota, Metazoa, Chordata, Aves, Apodiformes, Apodidae. Gene Ontology annotation, cellular component: synapse; neuron projection; stress fiber. The record is from RefSeq and is a predicted model, not a curated record. The transcript has 4 exons. The coding region runs from base 497 to 1000 and encodes 167 amino acids.
CUUCCUCUGGGGCGAUCUGAUUUCUCCAGGAGCAUGGUUAAGGCACACUUAGGAGGGAUCGUCCUCUGUGGAGCAGGGACAAGACCCCUCCACCAGCAGCAGCCGUGCUGGGCAGGCUGCUCGGGCACCUGGGCGUGCACAGGGCUGUUUGCUCUGGGAGGAAAAAACAAUUAGCUUGUUCCUUUGUCCUGAGAAAACAUCACUCAGCAACGAAGAGCAGAGGAAGCAAGUUCUCAGGCUGGUAGAGAGACCUUUGGGACCAGCAUCAAGGAGCGGGCAAGGCCACCAGCUGCUGCCAGCCAAGCUGCAGCCCUCAGCUGGGACCCUGUGGGGUGGCUAGAGCAACAGUGCAGCAGCCACCUCCGUGUGACCCUCCGUCCCCGCUCCCACCGGACAGACCUGGCAGGCGUCAGGCAGCUUCGUUGGACCCAGCCAUAAAGUGAGGCAGGCGUGAGCGUAGCCAGGCAGAAGCAGCAGCCUCAGCUCCCACAGCUCCAUGUCGUGGGGCACAGGGCAGCACCUGCUCCCCGGGCUUCCCAGGGCCUCGCUGCGGAAAUCAGCAUCGAUGUACACUGAAAUACAGCGGGAACAACCAGAUGGUGGAAAUAUCCUGACUCACCCAGACUACAUCGAUGGAAACCCAGACCUCAUCAAACCUAAAAAGCUUCUAAAUCCUGUAAAAGCCUCAAAGAGUCACCAAGAGCUGCACAGAGAGCUGCUGAUGAACCACAAAAGAGGCUUGAGUGUGGAGAGCAAGCCAGAGCUGCAGCGGGUCCUUGAGCACCGACGACGAAACCAGAUCAUCAAACAGAAGAAGGAAGAGGAAGAGGCAAAGAAAUUGCAGUCUCCUUUUGAAAAGGAGCUAUUAAAGAGGCAACAGAGGCUGGAUCAGCUGGAGAAAGAGCAGGAGAAGGAAGAAGAUCAUGCACCAGAAUUCAUUAAAGUCAAGGAAAACCUGAGAAGAACAACAACAGUGAGUGAGGACGAGAAAGCAGCAUAGCUCCUGCCAAAACUCAACAGGGAUCCUACCAAGGCCAGCGCUAACACACACAUGCUGACACCUUUGUACAUGGUGGACAUUUACAGCCACAUCAUUGGGGCUACUUAUGGUUAUUAACACUUGCUCCAGUAGAAGGCACAAAAAAGGUUUUCCCAGCCCAGGAAGGUAUCACUGUGGAAAAGGUGUAGUAUUCAUUGAAGUACUCACACAAGGAGAUGCAGAAGGAAAUUGUGUUCUUUUCCCCCAGGUUGCGGGUGCACACUAACCUCCAGCUAACUCUUGGUUAACCCUUGAGACCCUUUAAGCCAGGGAAGUCUGUGGAGGGAGGGUUUGCGGGACCCCUGCUUCUUCAUGGAGGCUGGCCAAGCAUGGAGUGACAGGAGGGUGGCUGCAGCGCUGGGAAAGCUCCUGGAAACCUGGCCUGGUGACUAAAAGGGAAAAUCUGUGUAUCGCUGAGAACGGCCCAGGUGACUGCAAUGGUUUUCCCAAGGGUCACUGGUGUCUGACCAGUGUGUAAGUCAAGCCUGGCUGAGGCCACGUGUCCCAGCAGCACACCACUCUGUGAGAAAACUCAGCCUCUGUGUGCCCACAACAAUGCAGCACAGGCAGGUGCAACUGUUCCUCAUGAGCACCUUUAAACUGCAUUUCAAACAAACCUGUCUGAAAAUAGCUUUUUAGGCAGUUCCAUGCUCAGAGAGAUAACACAUUGGACUACACCAGCAACAGCCUGGGUGGGAGGUAAGUGGCCUGGGCAGAAAGCAAAGGCUGGGUGUUUUCAGUGUGGGUGUUCACAGAAGCGUGCAGAUGCCAGAGGGCAGAUCCCUGUGGAUGCAGCUGAUGGACAAACCACUUCUUGCCCCCGGAUUACUGAGCUUCAGACGCUCACCCAGCAGCUGGGCAAGGACUACCAUAAGGACCCAGAAAAACCCUGUGGUUGAACGGUACUAAUAUGGUCGUGUCCUACUGGUGUCAGGCUGCCACCUACAGGCACCAGGGCCUGAUGCAAAACGAUUUGUCAGCGCUUAUCCCCUUUUCCAGAGGUCAGAGAUGCCUCAUUUCAGCUGCCACCUUGCAAAGCUAAAAAUCUCUGCUGCUGGUAUGGCAAAACUGAGAUAGCUGGUGCAUUUGCACUACACGUAGACAGAACCUAUCACACUGAUGGGGCAUCCGUGCCCUCAGGUGUCCACACCUAGAGCUAAAAUUGCUCCUUCUGGAAGAUCUCAGCUUCUUGCUUCUCACAUCAACCCUGAUAAAAGGCAUAAGCAGCAUAAGUCACCAACUGCCUUUGAACACUGGCUCUUGAAUGACAAGUCAUGGACCUAGUCAGCUGGGAAGAUAAUACCUGGUAAAACAAUCUCUAUUAUCCACAGUAAAUUAAGGGAAACUGGGCAUUUAUCACAUAUUAAAAAGUUACUAAUCCAUUCCCUAUUCUCCCUGGCCCAGUGGGCUGUUUAAUUCCUGAGGGCUGUUGCUUAAGUAAAACAUCUGAGCCCCAUCACAUGUCAAGAGCAGUGAUACAGGUAUGUGGUUCCUGCAACAGGCUGGACUACAGAAGCCCUUAACUCUGAUUCUGUCCUUGAGAGCCCCAGCUCACAGCACUGCCUCUGCAGUAGUUUUUAAGCCUCUUGUUCAUCAUGCUUAUUCUAAACAAGUUUUUACAUCAGAAACCCAGUGCAAACAGUCACUGUGGGUCAAACAAGAUCCAAAAGGUUCUAUUGAUGUCCUUUCCAACUGCAAAGCUUUUCAUAUAGGUUAUGAUUAAAACCAUGAGGUCAUUUUUAGGGGAAAUAAAUCCAAAUUUCUCCAAGAAAAAAAGGUGUUGCUAAUGAUGCUGGUACAUAGCUGUAAAGAUAUGUACGCAGCUGUAAAGAGCUGCAUGAUUCUCCAUAGAUAACAUCAGUUCAAAUAACCAGCCAGAAUUACUGUGCUGGGGUUUUGUGAGGGGUUAUGGCACAGAUUAAGUAACCUUGAUCAAAGAGCUCAAAAAAAUUCAGCAAAUUAAUUUGUAAUUUUCCACAGAUGGGAAUGCACUCCAGGAGAGGCAAUCUGUCACUUCAUAUGCACCAGUUAAAUCAGUAUUAUCAGCUCACCCAGGCUGGGACAGGGGCAUUUCUGCAAGUCCUUGGGUGGGAGCCAUCCAGAAAGGUCUGGGUCAGCUGAGUGCUCAGAUCAGUAAUGAAAAAGUUGAAAAUAUUUUGCUGCAGUCUUCUUGAGGAGACAAAUAUAAUCUAGGGGGGAAAACAAACAAACAAACAAAUUUUAAAAUCAAGGUGUCUCACUCUGCUGUGGAGUUCACCAAGCACAGAGUAGGGCUGCACACCAACACAGUCCAUGGUUGCUAAGGGAUGUCUGAGUCAUUUUCAGUGGCUGGCCAGAAGGGAACAGAAGAGCCAGGUCAUUCUGUCCUAAUUCAGGCUGAGCUAAGAGAGCCGCAAGAAAACCUUCCAGCAGUGGAGAGACAGCAGAAAGCCCUGACCCAGCUGCCCAUCAGGGACAUUGGUGGCCGUAAGCCAGGACUCAGCUGCUCAUCCACAGCCUGACCCACCAAACUGGCCACAAGCAGCCAGCACCAGGAGCUCCCAUGGGGCCAGGACAGACUGUAGCAGCCCCAUGGCCCACAGCAGAGCACAUGGCAAGAGCUGCAGGCUCCAGUCCUCUGUGGUGGCACAUGGGAAAUAAUGCUUUUACUGCUCAAGCGUUGGCUUAAAAAUCAUAGUGCUCUCCAAGACAGCUCUUCUCACCCCAGCACCCACCUCCUGGCCGGGCUCAGCCCCCAAGCCUGUACAAUCUUCACCGUUACUCUUGUGCUUCAUGGUGUGGCAGCACCCAAGAAAACUUCAGUGUAGGCAUCACCAGGAAGAUGUUGGGAUAUCUUUGUAUCACUUUUUAUUUUAAAUUAAUUCCUCUCUAUGCCAGUAAAACACCUUCCUAAAUAAACAUGCUGUACCCAGGAGACACAGAUUAUCAGAGUAUUGAUGAAGACAACUUUUUGCACUGUGUAUGUUGCCUCUGUGGUAUAUAGUCUAUAUUCUGUGGUGGUGUUUAUACAUUGAUAUAUGUCAUGCAACCCUACUUAAUUAACUCAAGCUGUUUAAUGUGGAAACUUCUGAAGAAAUAAACUAAACCAUGAUUGUAUAAUUUGCUCUUUUCCACAAGGAACUGAAAAAGCUCCAAUGAUGCAAGUGGACAACAGUAAAAUAAACUGAAUGAACAUUAAAAUCAGUGAAGUCUGACAGCA